This is a messenger RNA of Talaromyces proteolyticus, 1254 nucleotides long. Its product is annotated as N-terminal C2 in EEIG1 and EHBP1 proteins-domain-containing protein. NCBI's taxonomy places the organism in Eukaryota, Fungi, Ascomycota, Eurotiomycetes, Eurotiales, Trichocomaceae. The transcript has 5 exons. The record is from RefSeq and is a predicted model, not a curated record. The coding region runs from base 87 to 1127 and encodes 346 amino acids.
UCCACCAAAUGCAAAAGAAGCAAAUAUUCGUUUCUGAUUGUAUCCGCUUAGAAUAAUUUGCGCCAUCGUUCCGUUGUGAUGCUUGCAUGAUGCAAGCGUUUGUACCCAAAAACAGAAGACCGAGAUUUGAUCUCAAGCUAAGCAUUAUCGAUCUCAACAAUGUUCCCUUGGUCUGUGGAACAUCAUAUGUAAAAUGGCACCUGCCAUCGUCAACAUCCGCAGAACAUCGCGGCCAUACUGACCGCGCUGUCAUUCAAGACCAUCAGGCAUCAUGGGAAUAUGAAAAGACUCUGCCUGUCAAACUCACGAUAGACCGCAACCAUAUGCUUCAGGAAUGCGAAAUAUCAUUCGAAAUAUUUCAAGAGUUCUCGUCAGGCAGUCGUGGUGAUCGCAUGACCUUGGGGAAUAUCAAGCUCAAUCUUGCCGAAUAUGUUGAUAAAAGCGACGACGAGCAGGGCAUUGUGAGGCGUUAUUUGAUGCAGGAUAGCAAAAUUAAUAGUACACUCAGAGUGGGAAUACUGAUGAAGCAAAUCGAUGGGGAUAAGAACUUUAUUGCCCCGAGUUUGAAAACGGCCAUGGUGUUCGAAGGGAUUGCUGGGAUUUUACCACCAGAAAAUAUUGAAAAUGAAGGGCCCGGUAGUCUGCCGUCGAUCAACAUCAGUAGGGAGACUGGCGACCUGCAGGAUAUGUAUCGCCGGACAUUGGCAGCCUCAUGGACUUGCCAUAGGGAUGAGCUCUUGCCAGAUCAGCUAAUCGAGGACCUCUUCGGCGGUGGGCUCGGAUAUCCUUCUACUAGAUCGAGUGCCCGCUCAGAACGUAUAUUAGACGAUUUUGAUGACAGUAUCAGCGACACGGGGUCUCGUAUGACUAUUCAAGAUCUUGGAACAUCGCCGAAUCCGGAGAAACGACCAAAGAGUUCCUUGAGUAACCAUUCACGGCAGGAUCUUAAAGAUACAGAUAGCACUUUAAGUGGCAGCACUAUUAGCGGUGGUGGCCGCGGCAGCUUGGAGAGUUCUUUCCAAGAAACCAAAGAGAGACGAUGGCGAAACCCGCGACGAACCCAUGAGAUAUCUGAAUUUGAUGUUCGAGAUGAUUUAAGAACAUGGGAGAUCACCGUAAACGAUUGAAGGGAUGUAUUUUGGUGAAGGAUUUGACGAAUAUAAGAUUGUUUAAUAAAACAGAGGCUCCUCUGACUGGGGUAUAUUGGACCAUGAUUGAUUACAGCCAAACCUCGCGGUUUGGUCAUUAUUGGCU